AUGGAGAGCUUAGAGGAGCUGAGCCGGGCUGCUGCCAACAACAGUACCGAGACUGUUGCUCAUGAUGCCCCAGCAUCCCACUCGCCCUCGACGCAGGUAGAACCUCUCAAAACGUCAUUUUCCGAUCCCGUGCUCUCGCGAAACAAUUCCCAGUCUGCGGCGUCUGGCAGUACGCUACAAAUUGACCAGCAUCCGUCGGUGGAUGGCACGUCCACUCUUAGAGAUGACAGCACCGAUGAACUCGGCAAGGACGCAGAAGGCUUCUUCCCUCAGCUGUCGUACAACCCACCAACCUCCGCAGACGACAAGUACACUGAGGAAUUUGCGGUCGCCGACGAAGAGCCACUUGCACCAUCCUUUGAGCGAACUACCUCCCCGGUGACGUCAACUCAGAGAAGUAAGACCUCGUUCUACGAAAAGGCCGGCGAAGAAGGCGUUGUGCGUAUGCACAAAUUCACCCUCUAUGAAACGGCAACGCGAUACUACCUGGUCGGGAUUGACCAGCUCGAUACCCGUUAUCGAAUCCUGAAGAUCGAUCGCACGUCCGAGUCGGAUGACUUGAGUCUCUCCGAAGAAGGAAUUGUCUAUACAAAACAGGAAAUGAAUCAGCUGCUUGAGACUAUUGAAGAUGGAAACAAGAGUUCGGGUGGUUUAAAGCUCAAGUGUAGCGCAUGGGCGUUGCUUGGAUUCAUUCGCUUUACAGGCGCAUACUACAUGUUGCUGGUCACCAAGAGAAGCUCGGUAGCCAACAUCGGAGGUCACUUUCUCUAUCAAGUCGACGGCACAGAACUGGUUCCGCUCACGACAUCGGCUUCCUCUCGUAUUAGGCCCGAGAAAAACUCAGAAGAGGCCCGUUACAUAGGGAUAUUGAAUAAUCUCGACCUGUCCCGGUCAUUCUAUUUCAGUAAUUCAUACGAUAUCACACGCACAUUGCAGCAUAAUAUUUGUCGCGAACGCACUCACCUCCAGAAAGACCUUCAUAGCUUACCUGAUUACGAUCACAAUUCAAUGUUUGUAUGGAACCAUCACCUUCUUAGCCCAGUCGUUGCGAGCCUCAAGACCCCGUAUGACUGGUGUCUGCCUAUUAUUCACGGUUAUGUCGACCAGUCUGUUCUUUCGGUGUACGGGCGGUCUGUGUAUAUUACAAUCAUCGCCCGCCGUUCUCGAUUUUUUGCCGGUGCUAGGUUUUUGAAACGAGGAGCGAACGACUUGGGCUACGUUGCCAACGAUGUAGAAACCGAACAAAUAGUUUCCGAGGUAACGACGACAUCUUUUCAUUCGCCGGGUCCUCGACUCUAUGCAAAUCCGCGAUUCACCUCGUAUGUACAACAUCGAGGCAGUAUCCCACUUUAUUGGACACAGGACAGCACUGGGGUGAGCCCGAAGCCGGACAUUGAGCUCAAUCUCAUCGAUCCAUUCUACUCGGCUGCUGCACUACACUUUGACAACCUGUUUGAGAGAUACGGGGCUCCCAUAUACGUCCUAAAUUUGAUCAAAGCAAGAGAGCGCACACCUCGAGAGUCAAAACUGCUUAAGGAGUACAAUAAUGCCGUGGAUUAUCUCAACCAGUUUUUACCGGAAGAUAAGAAAAUCAUAUACAAGGCAUGGGAUAUGAGCCGAGCGUCCAAAAGCCGCGACCAAAACGUGAUUGACACACUAGAGGAUAUUUCGUCUGAGACAUUGCCCAUCACCGGAUUCUUCAGGAACGGUGACGACCGAGAGUCCGGGUUGCAGCUUCAAAGCGGUGUGGUGAGGACGAACUGUAUUGAUUGCUUGGAUCGAACAAACGCUGCUCAAUUUGUUAUCGCCAAAAGGGCGCUGGGUUAUCAGCUGCAUGCUCUCGGAGUUAUAGAGGGAACGCAAGUUCACUAUGAUACGGACGCAGUCAACAUGUUCACUAAUAUGUGGCAUGACCACGGAGACACCAUUGCUAUUCAGUACGGCGGGUCUCAUCUUGUCAACACAAUGGCGACAUACCGCAAGACAAACCAAUGGACCAGCCAGUCGAGAGAUAUGGUUGAGAGUUUCAAGCGCUACUAUAACAAUUCAUUCUUAGAUGCGCAGCGCCAAGAGGCAUAUAACCUCUUUCUCGGAAACUAUACAUUUACUCAAGGACAACCUAUGCUUUGGGACCUCUCCACAGACUACUAUUUACAUCAUACAGAUCCGCGGACCUGGUCCAAACUCAAGAGACCAGACUAUAUUACUUGGUACACUCCUGAGAAUUUGGAAAAGAGAGAUGAGCCUAGCAGCUGCCCUCCAUCGACAACGCCCAAGGACAAGUCAAUCACGUAUUAUGAUGACUACUGGUUGGAGUACUACCGGCCUCUAUCGCUGACAUCUUUUGGAAAGAUCUACCCCUUGAGACUCAACUCAACUCUCAAGUAUCUUCCCUUCCGGUCCACCCAAGGCGGGCGAUACGAUUUGAGCCCCUUUGUGGUGAGAACUCCGCCACACGAACCAGCAAGUCGGGAACGUACGGUCCCUUUAGGCCAUCAGCGUAAAGGGGUCAAAAUCCAAGAGCCAGACAGUACAAGCGACCAGACAAGCGGGACUUCUCGUGGCGUUGAUGUCAUGGAACCCAUCCGUAGUUGGCAACGUCAACAACCGUCGGCCGAAAAACGACCACCAUCAGCAGGUAUCAUGAAAGAGACAGGGGCGACACUGGCAAGUUCCGUGCCUACGCUUCCGUCCAUGUCAACGUCUCUUACAGAUAGCACUGGCACUGGCAGAGCACCUAGCAAAGCGCAAAUCGCCCAGUGGACGCUGGACCAGUUGGUGUCAGGCUCGCUGAAUCCGUCUGUGACGUCGACCGAAGCCGAGGAAUACGAGCGCUACAUCAACCAUCCUCUCAAGGUCCCUCUCGUUGUCACAUCCGACGACGAUUUGGAAACGGCGUCGUCGCUACGAGAACGAGGUGCGAAUCUAGAGUUGUUGGAAUACGUGAAUAAAGCCCGUGGCGUCAGUGCGGGAGGCAUGCGAGAAACGUUUAUUGCUGAAGAGGAUCUGACUGAUUAUGCCGAGUUUCUCAAGGUGGAUGAAGACGCUCUAACUGUUGUCGCCGAGGACCGUGAUAAAAAGAGGUACAAGAGAUAUCGCCAAUGGUUGAAGGGGAAGAGUUUGUUUAAGCAGAGGGUCGAUGCGUGA
Talaromyces rugulosus is the source of this 3147-nucleotide messenger RNA. RefSeq lists its product as uncharacterized. The transcript has a single exon. Gene Ontology annotation, biological process: phosphatidylinositol dephosphorylation. Gene Ontology annotation, cellular component: intracellular membrane-bounded organelle. The coding region runs from base 1 to 3147 and encodes 1048 amino acids. The record is from RefSeq and is a predicted model, not a curated record. Gene Ontology annotation, molecular function: phosphatidylinositol-3,5-bisphosphate 5-phosphatase activity. NCBI's taxonomy places the organism in Eukaryota, Fungi, Ascomycota, Eurotiomycetes, Eurotiales, Trichocomaceae.